Messenger RNA from Morus notabilis, 1190 nucleotides. RefSeq names its product deSI-like protein At4g17486. Bases 453 to 1115 code for a protein of 220 amino acids. The transcript is spliced from 4 exons. Gene Ontology annotation, molecular function: deubiquitinase activity. Gene Ontology annotation, biological process: protein deubiquitination. Lineage: Eukaryota; Viridiplantae; Streptophyta; Magnoliopsida; Rosales; Moraceae. The record is from RefSeq and is a predicted model, not a curated record.
UUUCUCUAAAUCUAAAAUCUACAAAGGUCAAAGAGGUUUAGAAAGUUGAUUAAAAGAAGGAAUAAGAACCAAGGCAGAUAAAAGGGCUUGUCCUAAUCCCCCCAUUUUAAACACUAAUCUUCAUCGAUUACUUUUAAUCCCAAUUUCCCAAAUCAAAUUAAUUAAAGAAAACAAGUUUUUUUUUUUAAUUGAAACGGAGCAAAAGCAGCCUUGAUUGCCGUCACGCCCAUGCCCCAAAAGACACUUGUUUUUUGGGCUCUCGUUUGUCAUGAUUCCCUCUGGGAAAUUUAAACAAACACCUUAGCUUCAAGUUUCCCAAAUUUGUUAUUCCCAAUUUCCCCCAAUUUCCUAUUUUUACCGAUCGAGCUAGGUUUUUGUUCCUAAGGGAAACAGACGACGAUGACGGUGAGGUUGUGAUUCCGAGAAACGGAAUUGGAGGCAAAUCCGACAGAAUGCGGUUGUUUCCGUCGAGUUCGAGCUCCGGCAACGGCGGAAAAGUCGAUCGAGCACUGUUGUACCUCAACAUCUACGAUCUCACGCCUGUAAAUAACUACCUUUACUGGUUUGGCCUCGGGAUCUACCAUUCAGGCAUCGAAGCACAUGGAAUGGAAUAUGGCUUUGGAGCCCAUGAGUACCCUUCUAGUGGGGUGUUUGAGGUGGAACCCAGAAGUUGCCCUGGAUUUAUCUUCAGACGAUCAGUGUUGUUGGGCAGCAUUGAUCUGUCUCCUGGAGAAUUUCGAUCAUUUAUGGAACACAUUUCCGGAAAAUAUCACGGUGACACUUAUCAUUUGAUUGCCAAGAAUUGCAACCAUUUUACUAACGAAGUUUGCAUGCGGCUUACUGGGAAGGCUAUCCCUGGAUGGGUCAAUCGCCUAGCCCGAGUGGGUUCUUUUUGCAAUUGUCUUCUGCCAGAAAGUAUUCAGAUUAAUGCAGUGAGACAUCUUCCUGAUCAUGCAACUUAUUCUGAUGACGAUAAAGAUGAGUCAGCAUCUCUUGCAUCUUCAGGCACAGCCGAGAGCGAUGAGCAGCCAGAUCAUCAUCUGCUUACUACACCAAAUGGUGAUGUAGCAUUUCUAAUGGAAAAGCCAGUGAGGCUAGCGAGGGAACUCCUUUGAUUUCUUCUCUAACUCUUUAUCUAGCCCGUUUUGUUUCUCCCUGUUGUUUAUACUUUAUUUAUGUGAUCCAAGCGU